Messenger RNA from Trichoderma aggressivum f. europaeum, 1776 nucleotides. RefSeq lists its product as uncharacterized. The transcript has 4 exons. The coding region runs from base 1 to 1776 and encodes 591 amino acids. Lineage: Eukaryota; Fungi; Ascomycota; Sordariomycetes; Hypocreales; Hypocreaceae. The record is from RefSeq and is a predicted model, not a curated record.
AUGGACCCCCCACCAUAUUCCCUAGAGUAUAUGUUGGGAGAAGCAUUAAAUUCCCUUGAUGAUCCAUUGCCGGAAGAAUCAAAUUCCCCAGAGGAUGAAUUGCCUAAAGUACCAUAUUCCCUCGAGGAUCCAUUGAAGGAAGUAUCUAUUUUGGUGAAUAACCUUCAUGUCCUUUCAGACGCUUUCUGCCGGCAACUCCGCUGUCAAACCUCAAGCUCUGAAGAUGAAAGACAUAUCAUUCGCGAAUGCUUAACGGCUUUCAGCUCGCUGGAAAAUACACUGGUGGCAUCUGUCCCUGCAUACUAUCUCAAGAAACCUCUCUACGAUUCGUUGCGCGAUUUGGUUGGCUGUAUUGUAUCUUUCUCUGACUUUAAACAACUGGAAGACGUCUGGGAAGUUCGCAAGGCUAAAUUGGUCAAAAGACAUGCAGAUGGUCAUGACACUUACUCACGUUUUGCAACAAGACUCAAAGAAUUGGCAAAGUCGAAAGAUGAAAUUAAGAAACGUUUGCAUCUUGCAAAACCUAUGCAACCUCUUGAGCCCGGUAGACGGCUUCGUAUGCUCUACGAUGAUGAACUAUAUUCAUUCAUACACGAAUUGGAGAUGACUGGCAUUCUCUCCACCGAAGAUUAUAUUUUCCGGCACAUAUAUCCACAUGAAUGCGAAAUGGUGACUUCAAAAUCUCACAAGCUACUUCUGAAGAGAAAAUGGUACGCCCAUUCAGACCCUCAUCAAGUGGUCACGCAUUUUUCUGGUGAUAAGAACACAAUUCAAGAUUGCCUCUCGUCACUGCAGGAGCAAUUCGAAGGGAAUAAUGACGGUGGUUCCCGGUUUUUGUCUGGGCCCAAACGGGACACCUCCUUCGACGAUUUAGGCAAAACAUUGCGCGAGUUUUCCGAGGCCAAUACGAAUACAACAUACAUGAUAUUAGACGGUCUAGACAAAUACGGCAGUGAAGACUUGACCAACUUGCUCGAGCUCAUUUCCACGACUAUCAAUUUGUCACCAAAGAUUCACUGGAUUGUUUCGAUCAGAUCAUUCGAAAACUCUAAAGCUAUCAAGGGAAUUGGCUAUACACUAGCAAACGUUGGUGACAAUGAGAAAUUGAAAGAUGCUGCAAAGAAGCUAGUUUCAAUGCAGGUUGAUACAUUUUUCAACAGAACUGGCCUCCGAGAUCGUUCCCGGAACCAUUUUUCACGGAACGAUUUGGAAAACAUCUUGAUGAAAAGAUCGAAAGGAAACCUUCUCUGGAUCACGCUAGCGUGCAGCAUUAUAGAGAAAGACCCUAUGAAGGCCAUUUACUUAGCCUGCAACCUUGAAGAAGAAAUCGAAGGCUUAUACGUUCACUUCAACCAACAGCUGCAGCUGCAGCUGCUGCUGACAGCAGAAGAAAAUGAUCAUUUAGGGGAGAUUGUUACUAUACUGGCAGCCGCCUACCGACCACUUACGAUCUCCGAGCUCCGACUUCUUGUCCAGCUGUCAGAUGAUGUCAUCUUGAAAACAUUAAUCAAGCGGCGAUUCUUGUUCUUGUUGGGGGUUCAAGAUGAUAUUGUGUGCUUCAGUCAUGACUCAGCCAAGGAAUAUCUGUAUGUUCCUCUCGGCUCUUUCCCUGUAAGAUUACCAGCCUUGGAGAUCAACUUAUCUCGGCAUCGUCAUACAGAGAAUCUACUUGCUAAGAGGCUUUUCAUUUGCUCAUUGGAAGAGAAAUGGCCCGGCAUUGAAGAAUUUGCUGCACGAGCAGUACGCAUAGCUAGGCUCGGGAAAGCAGGCGGCUAA